UAAAUAUCCAUGAACACAUUCAUCUUUUUGCAUCCAAACUCAUAAACUCUAAAUCAUAAUUUCUCUCUUAAUUAAACUUCUAAAUCAUAAUUAAAGAUCAUAUCAUAAAAAAUAAUUAAUAAUGGGUGUAUACACAUUCACUAUAGUUGACGAAACCAGCUCAAUUGCACCAUCAAAGUUGUACGAUGCAUUGUGUAUUGACAAUCACAAUGUUGUCCCAAAAGUGGUGCCAAAUAUCAUCAAAAGUAUAGAUUUUGUUGAAGGUGUCUCUACUUCCGUUGGAUGCGUUAAACAAUAUAACUUUGCUGAAGGAAGUUCAUACAAAUAUACAAAAGACAAGAUUAACGAGGUUGAUGCAGAUAAUUACUAUCUUAAGUUUACGAAUUUUGAAGGUGAAACUCUUGGAGACGUGUUGGAAUAUAUUGUUUAUGAAGUCAAAGUUAAAUCAAGUGCAUGUGGAAGUCAUUUUAAAAUUUUGGCUCAUUUUCACACAAAAGGAGAUGUUGUUGUAACAGAGGGAGAUGCAAUAGUUAAAGGUAUCAUUCAAAGCUUUUUGAUGGUCUUCAAGGCUGUCGAGGAAUACCUCUGCAAAAACCCUUAAUGUUUAAGCUUAAGAAUAAUAUGUAUAUCAUUUUCAGUGUUUUUUCUUUGAAAAUGUCUUGGUUUUACAAGAUAGGGUGAUUAUAAUGCCUUGAUAAUAUUGCAAUAUAAUGAUGUGUAAAGUUAAUGUUUGCUUUAAAGUAAUAUUUUAUUUUUU
Amaranthus tricolor (Joseph's coat) is the source of this 757-nucleotide messenger RNA. Its product is annotated as major strawberry allergen Fra a 1-3-like. NCBI's taxonomy places the organism in Eukaryota, Viridiplantae, Streptophyta, Magnoliopsida, Caryophyllales, Amaranthaceae. The record is from RefSeq and is a predicted model, not a curated record. Gene Ontology annotation, cellular component: nucleus; cytoplasm. Bases 122 to 601 code for a protein of 159 amino acids. The transcript is spliced from 2 exons. Gene Ontology annotation, molecular function: signaling receptor activity; protein phosphatase inhibitor activity; abscisic acid binding. Gene Ontology annotation, biological process: abscisic acid-activated signaling pathway; defense response.